Penicillium malachiteum is the source of this 453-nucleotide messenger RNA. RefSeq lists its product as uncharacterized. Lineage: Eukaryota; Fungi; Ascomycota; Eurotiomycetes; Eurotiales; Aspergillaceae. Bases 1 to 453 code for a protein of 150 amino acids. The transcript has a single exon. The record is from RefSeq and is a predicted model, not a curated record.
AUGGCGAUUACUCGGAGACUGACAAGGGCAAGGGACCAAGACCUUGACGAAUCUGCAGUCUUGUGGAAAGAGCGGGCUGCGGCCACGGCAGUGAUCAAAGCAUUCCAGAUCUGGUUCCUCGGCUCGCCAGAAGUCGAAAAGGCGGCAAAGCUGCACGCCAAUCAUCAUGUCCAAUUGUCGCUCAAAGCCUAUCAAGUACUGCGGAAAAAGAAUUAUCGUGGAGACGAAAGAGUCCGUCUGGCAAAACUCGAUGCUUCUGAUGCCGCAUCCACGCCUUUAAUCGACCGCCUCAGUCCCAACCAGAUCCAUGCACUCUCUCGAUUAGCUCGCGGCUUCCGCUGCCAGAGCGGGAUACCAGCUGAAAAGCUUAUCCAAUUCAUUGCGAAUCCGUUCAAUCGACUCAGCCGAGUUUUUCUCAAAAUGAACCAGAUCUGUGUCAGAAACGGAGAGUAA